AUGGCCGUGCGGCGCGCGGUCGCUCCGCAGCGCAUGCUGCUGCUGCUGCUGCUGCUGGCCGCCGCGGCGGGGGCCGUCGCCGCCCUGCCCGACGCCGCCACCUGGUCGGUGCGCCCCGUCGCCCAGCAGCAGGCCGACGCCUCGAGCGUGCCGCCUCCGCAGCCGCUGCUCAACCUGCCCACCACCUCCACAGAUGGGCCGGCGGAGACGACCAGCGCCGUGUCCCUUCAGGACGCCAACCCCACGCCGGCCGAGGAGCAGCACGACGUCAAGCGCUAUGCCGUCUCGACGGUGGAGUUCGAGCGAGUGCAGACUCCGUUCAUCAUUGGCCUGUGGAUAUUCAGCGCCAGUGUCGCUAAAAUAGCCUUCCACAUGGCGCCGAAGGUGAGCAAGAUGUUCCCGGAGUCUUGCCUGCUGAUCGUGGUGGGGCUGCUGAUCGGGGCUAUUCUCUUCUACGCGGGCAAGGUGCACGUCAGCACCCUUACGCCCGACAUCUUCUUCCUGUACAUGCUGCCGCCCAUCAUCCUGGACGCCGGCUACUUCAUGCCCAACCGGCUGUUCUUCGACCACCUGGGCACGAUCCUGCUCUUCGCCGUGGUAGGCACCAUCUUCAACACACUGACUAUCGGCUUGUCGCUCUGGGCAGCGGGACAGACCGACCUCUUCGGCUGCGAGACACCUCUCUUGGACAUGUUCCUCUUCUCUGCACUCAUCUCGGCAGUCGACCCCGUUGCGGUGCUGGCCGUGUUCGAGGAGAUCCACGUCAACGAGAUCCUCUACAUCGUCGUUUUUGGAGAAUCGCUGCUCAACGACGCCGUGACAGUGGUGUUGUACCAUAUGUUCGAAUCUUACACUGAGAUGGGGCCUGAAAACAUUAUUUAUACUGAUGUCUUAGCAGGCCUGGCUUCAUUUUUUGUUGUUGCCUUAGGAGGCACAAUCAUUGGAAUUAUCUGGGGCUUCCUUACUGGCCUUGUUACACGAUAUACGCAUCAAGUUCGUGUAAUUGAGCCAAUAUUCAUCUUUGUUAUGGCCUAUUUAGCAUAUCUUAAUGCAGAAAUCUUCCAUAUGUCUGGCAUACUGGCAAUAACUUUCUGUGGUAUAACAAUGAAGAAUUAUGUGGAAGCAAAUAUAUCACACAAAUCUCAUACCACAGUGAAAUAUGCCAUGAAAAUGCUAAGUUCCUCAUCAGAAACCAUAAUAUUUAUGUUCCUUGGAGUUGCAACAGUGAAUGAUAAUCACAAUUGGAACACAUGGUUUGUGGUUUUAACAGUUGCUUUUUGCUCUGUCUACCGCACUAUUGGCGUUAUACUGUUGACGGCUAUUGCAAACCACUUCCGGCUCCACCAACUCACACGUGUUGACAAAUUUGUAAUGUCAUAUGGUGGACUGCGAGGAGCUGUAGCAUUUGCCCUGGUCUUACUCAUUGAUCGCAAGCAUGUUCCACUGCAACCUAUGUUUGUUACAACAACUAUUGCUGUCAUAUACUUCACUGUAUUCAUUCAGGGUAUAACAAUCAAACCUCUAGUUAGGAUAUUAAAUGUGAAACGAGCAGAAAAGAGGAAACCCACAAUGAAUGAAAGGAUACAUGAAAGAUUAAUGGAUCAUGUGAUGGCUGGAAUUGAAGAUAUCCUUGGACAACAUGGAAAUUACCAUCUCAGAGACAAAUUUAAACGUUUUGAUAACAAAUUCAUCCGUCCAUACCUGUUGCGAGAUCAUCAAGGAGCAGAACCAAAGAUACUUGAAACUUAUUCAAAAUUGGCAAUGAAAGAUGCCAUGGAGUAUAUGCGUCGAAAUGCGUCAACUGUUGGAAAUAUUUCUGGAACAGAAUCUAUGUCAGCAAUAUUUAGAAAUUUCACUAGUGGGAAUAUAAAUGGAAAUAUGAGUACUAACUUUAAUGGAAGUUUCAAUCAUCUUGAUUCAAGCACAUGGAACAUAGAUAUGCAGGAACUGGAAUAUAACCCCUCCAAAAAAGAUCUUACUGAUGCUAAAAUACACCAUUUGCUGGCAGAAGAAUUAUGCAAACCUUACAGAAGGCAUCGCCGACUUAGCUAUAGCAGGCAUGCAGUUAAUGACCGUGAUCUAUCUACUCAAGUUAAUUAUCGUAUGCAUAUGAACAUACGUCGCAUGGUUGGUGAGAGAAAGCAUCACCAUAAGAGGAGCAAACGACUGGGAAAGGAUGGAAAGCAGAACCAUGUCAGUUUUCCUGGAAUUACUCAGAAUGGCUCAGCAAAACAGUUCACUCAUGAUUACAUUACCGAGGUUCUUCAGGAGACUGAAAAUGACACUGAAAUACCAAAAUCUGCAAGUAAGGAGGACUGGGACAGUGCUAUCACAUUCACAGCCAAAAGUUCCUAUGAUCCAGUAUCAGGUGGAGACGGGCUUCAGAAAAAGAUGUCACGUGAUUCUGAUGGUGAAUGUGCACGUGUGACGACUCCUACUGCUACUGAGACCAUGUUGCCUUGGAAGCGUGACGACGAAGGCGAAUUAAGCACUGGUCCUGUCAAGCAGAGCGAGUUCCCUGCCUGGUGUUCCAAUAAGGAAUACCUUGCAUACAAUUCACCUUCUGCUACAUUCCUAGGGGGCAUAGAGCAACCAAAAGUGACUUCCGUAAUUGGACUGUUUCGACGAGAAAGUGCUGGUUCAGUUCACCAGGAAUCAAGGGCAAGUUCAGAAUCUUCACUUCGAGAAUCCCCACCACCAACUUCCAACACUGUGCUCCUUAUAGAGGAGCCAGUAUCUCUCCCAGGACCAGGAAGACGUCCACCCACUGCAAGAAGAGGCUCAAUGCUGGAAUUAGGAUCAUCUGUAAAUCCGAUUCCAGAAGAAGAUAAUAUCAGUUCUCCUCUGGACAUUGCAGGUGGCAAUGGAAGAUGGCCGACUGUGCGUCCUCCUCCACCACGGCUUGCUGUUCUUGCCACAUCUUCUUCCUCUUCUUCUUCCUCCUCUUCACUUGAGUCUAGUGCUGAUGAAGAGGAAAAGGCAGUUGUUGCGCGGACGCACAAAUAGUUAAGGCUUCCCCGCUCACAUGAAGGAGCAAACCUGACGAAUAUUCGCUACAGGUAUCUUCGUAAAUUUGAAAGGUUGUAGACCACAGUAUUUUUUCUGAACUGUCUAUUAGACAGUCAGUCUGACAUUAAGGUGAAAUUUUUGGGACACUGUGUAAUACGGUGUUAUUUAAGAUGAAAUGCAUGUUGAUCAAAGAGUGAGUUUCAUUAAGUUAUGGUGCCUUUUAUUUUUCUCCCAAAGUGUAUUUUUUGCCUGCAGAAUUUUCUUUUCUUCUUCAGACAUUAAUGCGUGAUAUUUAAUGCAUCUUGCAGUGACAUUAAAAAGGAGUGUGUUAAAAAAACUGGUAACUGGAAAAGAAAUGGUAAUACACACUUUUAUAAGUUAUUUCUUGCCUUAAUGAACAGCACAAAAUGUAAACAAGAGUAAUUGUUGCUGUCUUGAAAUGCAACAGAAGUGGUUACUGAGGAGUGCAGAAGUACUUAUUAUAAAAUAUUAAUCGCACAUUCUAAUUACAUGUACUACUUAAGAGUGAUUCUCAAUCCAUAUUAUUGUUGAUUACACCUCAUUACUAUAUUUUUGCUCAUUUUAUGGUGAAAAUCAAAACAUUUUGAGAAAUGAAUAUGUAUUUUCUAAGAUGAAAUGCAGUCAGCUGAUUAGUUUUAUUGGCUGGUUAAAAGCAACACUAGAAUUAAUAAACUUAUGUGCCUAUCUAGUGCUAACCAUGUUGGUUGUUGUGUCAACGAAUCUAUUUUAGGAUGAGGACAAUACAAAAUGAUGGUUACCUUGUAAAACAAAACAAAAAAACAAAAAACAAAAAAACUUUCUCUGUGAUGAAGAAAGGCUGGUUUGUACAGAAAAAGAUUAGUAUUGUAACUUUGCUAAGAGGAGUACAUGGUGUAAGGUAUAUUUUUGAAGGUGCUGUGUUUGAGUAUGAACUGAUUAAGAAGUUGAUUAAAAAUAAUAUCUGAUAAAGGGUAUGAAAUGAUUUUUACUAGGUGGAGAUAGGUUCUCAUUUUAGAGUGUAUGUAAUUAUUUUAAAUAGACCAUGGUGCUAAUACUAUUUUAUUGUUAUCACAUAGGUAAAAAGUUUAUUUUCAUAGAUCAGAUAUCCAUAAUGAAAUAUGGUUGAGUUAGUAAAAUAACAGAAAUGUUGUAAGUUGUAAUGGGAUGGAAAAUUACAUACUGAAUGAUAAAAAUUUGUUUUCAUGUCAUUAUGCUUUCAUCUGUCACAUCUGUGUAAAACUUUCUGAACACAUAUAUCAUUUUAUGCACAAAAAUAACUUCUUGACAAGUGUUUAAGAUUGUUUAAUUUGUAAUAUCUUUAUGUUUUGCUCAUCUGUCAUUCUUGUAACAGCUGUGCAACACAUGAGAACAGAUAUUACAACCUCUUACCUCCUUGAUCACAGAUAGUCUAAGCUUUGUGAAAGAAUUUAUAGAUGUUUCUUCAUAAUUUCUUUUAAAAAUAUAAUUUUAGCAGUUCUAUGCUAAUGCCAUAACCUCCAGCCAUAUCAUAUCUUUGCCAUCAAAAGUAUUCUACCACAUCCAUUUCAAGCGGAAUGUAAGUCUACUCACUUUAAAAAACUUGAAUGUAUGAGCAGAGAUUGCUCCAUUACCAUAGUAUGCUUAAAUUUUUCAUAUGGAAUUAGUAUAGUUUUUCACAUUAUCACAUCACAACUUGUUACCAGCUACUUACUUUUCAAGCACAGUUGUUCCUAACUAAAUCUCAGCAGUAUUAGUUUCCUCUAUAAUAGUACAUCUGUUAGUAGGUUAUUUUCUGACAAAAACAGAAUGAAUGAUCUAAUGGCAGUUGUACCUGACAGCAGAGAUGAAAUUAAAAUUAUAUCUUAUUUGUCAAACAUGUUCUUAAAUGUUUUUUCGGAUGCAGAAAUAUUUCCGACUACUGAUGUCUUUGACAUUAAAAUCAGACUAUGUAUAAUUAAACUCUAUGCAAAUAUGCAUUUCAUUAGUGGUGAGAGAAUAUGAUUCAUUUUUAUUUCUCAAUAACACUUUAUCAUUUUCUGAACUGCUAUAGGUAUAUUUUGGUAGGAUGCCAGACUCAUCUAAAGUGUAUGUGCUUAUAAUUUUCAAAGAAGUUUUUCUUUUUUAGCUAUCUUCUUUUCUUUGUGUGUUAAAUAUAUAUUACAAAUAAUGGGUGGACAUGACUUCCACAAAUUUUGAUAUAAUCACUAAUAAAUGAUGGUUGUACUGAAAUACAAACAUAAAAGGCAAUGUGAAAAUUAAAAUUAAGAAUCAGAAAUUUUCAGAUCUGUAAAAGAAUUAUAUUCAGUGGAAACAUUCAUUCUCUUAUGCAAAUGACUGCCAUUUUUUCUGUAGGAUUUGCCUAAUUCAGUCCAUGCACUGCAUUUAUAUUUUAUUCCAUGUUUCUUUGUUUAUGUAUCAUCCCAUGUUCUUUCUGCUUGGGAUAGUAAAAAUGUUGUUCAGUGAUAUUUCUGCCAGUACUUAAAAUUUCCUUUCAUCGUAUAUCCUUUGUGCUUGGGGUAAUGACAAUAUUUUUAAUGAUAUUUUGACCAGUACUUAAAAUUUCAGUAAAGUUAUCAUUAGUAUGUAUUCUAUACUCUCUCAUCAAGUUUGUGUAACUUGUAUAUAUUUACCUCUUUUGGACAAGGAUUCUAAAUAUUUUCUGUGUAAACUGCUGGUCAGUAGACACAAUACUGCCUAACUACUGUAUUUAUUAAAAAAUACAUUGAGCAUCACUAUUAAUAUUCAGGGCUAAAAAAAUAAUGAUCUAUUUCUCAACUUUAAUAAAGUUCUCAGAUGCUUGGGUAUACCAUUUAGAUGGGAAGCAUAGAAAUUUGUACUGAAGGCUUAAGCAGUGCUGACUGUCUAUGAGGGCUUUUUACUUUGGUGAUAAAACCAUCUCACUAGUGCCUUGUUCGAUUACAGCAUUUUAAGGCUGUAAUCUCAGCAGUGUGUUAGAUGCACUAUUUAUUUAUGUAAUGUGUAAUGUGAAUUAUGAAUUUGUUAUAAAUGAAGGAUAUUGAAGUGUGUGAAUGGA
Messenger RNA from Schistocerca nitens (vagrant locust), 6022 nucleotides. Its product is annotated as sodium/hydrogen exchanger 3-like. Gene Ontology annotation, cellular component: membrane. NCBI's taxonomy places the organism in Eukaryota, Metazoa, Arthropoda, Insecta, Orthoptera, Acrididae. The transcript is spliced from 14 exons. Gene Ontology annotation, biological process: regulation of pH; proton transmembrane transport; sodium ion transport. The record is from RefSeq and is a predicted model, not a curated record. Gene Ontology annotation, molecular function: sodium:proton antiporter activity. Bases 1 to 3006 code for a protein of 1001 amino acids.